Messenger RNA from Fonsecaea pedrosoi CBS 271.37, 4407 nucleotides. RefSeq lists its product as uncharacterized. Gene Ontology annotation, biological process: intracellular transport. Gene Ontology annotation, cellular component: nuclear pore. The record is from RefSeq and is a predicted model, not a curated record. The transcript is spliced from 2 exons. The coding region runs from base 1 to 4407 and encodes 1468 amino acids. NCBI's taxonomy places the organism in Eukaryota, Fungi, Ascomycota, Eurotiomycetes, Chaetothyriales, Herpotrichiellaceae.
AUGCCGAAACGUGUCGCAGACGAAUAUAUCACAAAGGACAACGGUUCUAUAGCCAACAACCCCACCGCAGACGAAAAGCCCAAAAUGUCAACAGCAGCUCAACAGGCUCGGCGAAAAAUAGCCACGCCGCGAGGUCGCCUAGGCGCAAACCGCUCCUCUCAUCCCUCCUCGUCCUUCGGCGCCUCGAACCCUUUUGCUCAAAGCACAACCCAACAGCAGCCUUUUCCUACUGUGAACGGUGGUGUUGCCUUUGGCACUACCCAGUCCUUUCCACCGGCAUCUGCUGGCACAAGCAGUUCCUUCAAUUUCCAGCCUCCGCAGGCGAGCUCCUUUACAUUCGGUGCGCCGGCCGGUACACCUAAUCCUUUUGCAAAUGUGAAUGGAAGCGCGGACGCGCAAGAUAUCUCAAUGGAGUCACCCCAGAAGAAACCUGCGUUUGGGAGUGCUUUUGGAUCAAACAGUUUCACUUUUGGCCAACCAGCAGGACAACAGUCCAGUGCCCCCUUCAGUGGUUUUGGUGGAACUUCGUCUGCAAAUACCAACGGUACAAGUUUGUUUGGACAAUCUACGAAACCCGCAGAAGCCCCUGCUCCGACGAACCUAUUUGCUCAGCCUUCCCAGUCGCAGCCGUUGUUUGCGUUUGGCCAGUCCUCGUCGACGACGGAGCCUCAGACCCCCGCGUUCAGCUUCGGCCAAAGCACUUCUGUUCCACAGAGCCCCUUGCCCGCUUUCGGCACCAAAAAGGAUAGCGAUACGCAACCUCCGGCCUCAAAAUUCGCUUUCGGACAGACCAGUACCGCGUCACAGAGUCAAGGCCCUGGACAAUUUAGCUCAAAUGUACCAGCGUCCCAAAGCGUUGCUAGCAGUCUCUUUCCCGCAACACCAAAUGAGACCACCAAUACUGGGUUCCCAAAGUCGACAUCUAUUGAGUUUUCUUUCGGACAAACCUCUGCUCAGACUCCCUCGAUGAGCACUCCCUUCGCUAAUCCCGGAUCCGCGAAAGCGGAAGAGCCCAAAGCUGCGAGCUCGUUUUUUAGUGCUGGGAACACAUCUCAGCCUUCACUCGCGCCGCAGCAGCAAGCGUCAUCUCCAGAAAAGCCAGCUGCCUCGGAAUCCAGUGCGCAGCCUGUCAACCCUUUCGCUGGUCUCUUCGCCACUGCGAGUGGUUCAACUCCAGCGUUUCCCACAUCUAAGCCCGCGUUUAACCUGGGUACAGCGAGUCAGCCAUCUAUGUCCGUGGCCGAACAACGUGAGACACCCACGACUAAGUCGCCAUUCGGCUUUGGGACCACGGCGCAACCUAAGCCUGCCGCGAAUGAAUCUGAACCGAAGCCGGCGAGUUCAACGUUUAACUUCGGCUCCACAACAGCAGCAACUCCAUCAACUGCAUCAGCUGUCUUUGGCGGAGCCGGAAAUUCUGGGAGAUAUACUGCUCAAUCGGAGACUCCCAAAGCUGGCCCUCCGUUGGGCAUUACGCAGGGAGAUGCUGCGGCAAAACCGCAGUUCAACUUUACCACCCCGUCAAAGCCUGCCUCUGGUGGGGAAUUGUUUUCGGCCUCGAAAGGGCCCGAAGAAGGCAAGGCUACGAGUACAAGCCUUUUUAACAAGCUAAGUAACGCUGUGGAGAGUUCACCCCAGCCUUUUUUCAAUGCACAACCCAAAGCUACACAAGAAAAAAGUCAGCCGCAAACAGCGACCACGAGUCUGUUCCCCAGUGCCCGCAAUUCUGGUGUGGACAAAGGUGAGCGCUCUGCAGCAACUUCAACGCAAUCAUCUCCCGCUCCCACCAUAUUCAGUGGUUUGUCCCAGCCAGGACCUCCACAAUCUCAAGUCACGGAAAAGUCAGCAUCCACAUCUAUCAACUUCCCUGCUCCCGCUGUGCGAGACGAUCAACCUACAACUGGAGAGCUAAGCCUCUCCGCAGGGGCCGCAGUCGGCGCGGCACAAAAGCCUUCUGAAGGUGCACAGGGAUCUGCCAUGGAUCUUGAGCCAGUGAAGAGACCUGUAUACACCAAGGCCCCGUCACGAGUUCCUGGCCACACCACUCCCCAGCAAUUUCAGGAGUUUGAUCGGGACUACCGUCUUCAUUCUCUGAACUACGGUCUCCAGAAAAAGAUAGCCACCCUGGACCCGCGUUCGCAAGAUUUCGAACACAUCAUCCGGCAUUACGUAGCUGCGCGUGACAGCAUUGGCGCAUCGCUCGGAUUGUUCGUGCGCAACGUCGCAGGGAUGAAGAGGAAAGCCGAUCGCGUCGAUGAUCAUGAAGAAACCGAGCAAAACAAAAAACCACGAGAAACAAGCUCACAAAACCCACCCAGCUUUGGCUCGCAACUCACUCCUGCGUCAUCUGGCCCAAGUGCGCCUGUGGCAAACAAUUCUGCAAAUGUUAAUCAGAUACAUUCGACCACGGCUGCGAUGCUCAAGGACAAAACCUCGACAUUCGGAUCGAACAGCAUAUCUGGACCGGCCAAUGCAGGAUUCAAGCCGAGCGUAAACCCUUUUGCAGGGCUUACCUCGACAGCUACUACGGGUGCGAACCCUUAUUCCGGCGCACAUCAGAUAACGAAUACGCCGUCAUCCGUACCAUCGACGACACCAACGAAACCACCCCCGAAGCCUUCGACUUUUGAGGUUCCCAAAUUUGGGGGUGGCAACACCAAUUUCCUUGCUGCAUUCGGCCAGAAAGCAAAGGCAAAUGCUGACAAGUUCGAGAAGGAUCUGAUUGAAAAGCGCAAGGCUGAAGAGUUCGAUUCAGAUGAAGACGACGAGGAAACGUUCCGUCAACGGAUUGAGGAGGAAACCCGCGCAAAGAAGGCAAAAAUUGACGCCGUAGCAAAGGCGGGGUUCAAACCGACAUUUGGUUCUAGUACUACCGCACAGCCGUCUAAGGAGCGGGAUAUUCUCAAAGGUUCCUCUGCAACUUUUAUCCCCUCAGCGUCUCCUAAUCCCUUUUCCGCACUCACGUCCAAAGGUGUCAGUGUGAAACAAGCGGAUUCCGCCGACGCAGAAGAGAACGAGAACAGCGGCUCAAGUCAUGAUCAAGCCGCCGAUAGUGAAGAAGAAGAUUCUGAUGACGAUAGUGAGGGAGAAGAGCCCGAAGAUGAUCUUCCAGAAGACGACGUUGCCGAAGAAAACGGAGAGGGGGAUGAUGAAGAUGACGACGAUAAUGAUCUGGGGGCUGCCAUGGACAGGGCAAAGAACAAUCCAAAUGCCGGCAAAAGCUUAUUCGAUCGUAUCGAGCCAAACCCAAACAAAGAGAAAGCGACGCCGACGAAUGGAGAGAAAAAUAACUCGGACAUGGAAUCAACGACCACACAACCGACAAAGAACUCCUCGUUUCAAUCGUCAGCCUUUGGAUCUCAAGUCGCAAAAUCAACGUCUGAACAUUCAUCGGGUUCUCUCCUCAGCUCUUCGACUGGUGUAUCAACUCCCAAGCCAACAGGCGGGUUCCAAUUCACUCCGAUAGGAGCAAGUACGACACCUACAAGCGCUCCCGGUGCCUCAAUCUUCUCCGGCGGCGCUACCAGACAGGGUCCAGUUCCAGGGGAGGGUUUAUUUGGCUCUCGACCAAGUACGCCGAGCAAUGCCGACAAGAACCCCAGCCUUGCCAAAUCGGUUCUCACUUCCCCAGCAGGGACUGACAAUACGUGGAAGGAGGGCGCACCUAUCUCUUUCGCAAACGGAGACAAAAUUACAAGUGCCCCUAUUUUCAAGUUCACGGCGGCUUCUCCAGGCGAAAAGGAGAAGGACUCAGCCACAUCCAAGUCGCUCAGUACUCUCUUUGGCACAACUGGACCGGGCUCGCGCGGGUCCGACACACCAAGUUUAGGCUUUCAAUUUGGAGCGCCGACUCCGUCACCAGCACCCGGCUAUCUGGGUGCCAUUUCGCAUCUAGGAGGUGGUUCUGUGGCUAGUUCUGUUGUCUCAUCCCGCGCCACCUCGCCUGGUCUGACCGAUAACGAGUCUGUCGCUACAAAUGAAACCGACGAAAGCACCGACGAUCCGCAAACCUCUUUAAUGGACUCGCGAGCAGGAGAAGAAAAUGAGACGUGCCUCUGGGAAGGUCGCUCCAAAGCCCUCAUGUUUGUCAACACUGAGGCCGCAAAGGGCACCAAACACACUCCAAACGACUGGAAUUCGAUGGGCGUGGGCCAAAUCCGAGUCCUCAAGAACAACGACAACGAUAAAACACGUGUGGUGUUCCGCGUGGAACCCAGCGCUAAUAUUCUUUUCAAUUCCCAUCUUGUGGGAAGUACGAACUAUGAGAGUGUCCCCAGUAAUAAGAGUGGCGCUGUGAGGGGAGCACUGAUGUACAAGGGAAAUCUGACGCGAUUAGUGUUCAAAUUGAAGACACCAGAGAUGGCGAGUGAGUUGGCGAAGAUUCUGGAGCAGAACAAAAGUGCUUGA